AGUCACAGCGCCAUCGUGUGUUAAUGGGGAGAAGAUGCAACAGUGAAUUGUUCACAUGGUGUUUUAGGACAAGGUGUGUGGGAGUAAAUGUGGGUGUGACACAUUUAAACUGGAAGGCUUGAGCAGGCAGGAACAAGCAGAGCUCAGUUGGCAAGAACACACCGGAGAGAAUGGAUUCAGACAAGAAAGUCACGAUUCUGAGAGAAGGAUUCCUGGUGAAAAGGGGUCAUGUUGUGCACAACUGGAAGGCCCGCUGGUUUGUUCUGACACCAGAGAAGCUGCUUUAUUACAAAUACGAUGGAAGCAGAAGAGACUCGUGUCAGAGAGGGAAGAUCCUGCUGAAGGACUGUGUGAUAACUUGUCCUUUCCUGGAAUUUGAAAAUCGACCGCUGGUGUUCAAGCUGCAGACGAAGCAUGGCGUGAACCAUUUUCUGGAGGCUUGUUCCAGAGAGCAGAGAGACGAGUGGGCAGCAGAAAUCACCGCUGAGGUCAACAAGCUGCAGACGAAUGAAGGUGUGAAGGCCACCAAGCAGCAAGAGCCUGGUGGUUCCCAGCUACACAACAUCAACCUGAGUAAAGUGUUGGACUCCAUGUACGAUGUCCACAGCGGCAUCAAGAUGAGCAACCAUGUGGAGCAGGGCAGCACCUACAGCAACUGUUUCUCAGGCUCGGCGGUGGUGGACUGGCUGGUGUUCAUGCAGCUCGCUCUGACCCGUGUGGAGGCCGUGACUUUGGCCUCGGCUCUGCUGGAGGAAGGUUUCCUGAGAACCGUCGGCCUGAAGAGUGUCGCUGCUCUCAGGACCGCAGGACUCAGUGAGCAGUUCAUGGACGACUCCACUGCUCUUUACAGCUUCUCUGACAGUCUGAAGAAAAGAGGCAGCGUGAAGGCAGAGACGUCGCUUUCUGCAGUGGAGCUCAGUGGAACCGUGAAGAAGAGAGGAUUUCUGCUCAAACAGGGACACAGGAGGAAGAACUGGAAGGUGCGACUGUUUGUGUUGCGUUCAGAACCUGCUUUCCUUCACUAUUAUGAUCCCACCUCGGAUGACAUCAGCCCCGUGGGCGGCUUCUCGCUGCGAGGAUGCCUGGUGUCGUCUCUGGAUGAUAACGGAGUUCCCUCAGGUGUGAAAGGCAACAUUCAAGGCAACCUGUUUAAAAUCAUCACUCAGUCAGACACACAUUACUUCAUCCAGGCUCCGAGCCACCAGGACAAGAUGGACUGGAUCGAUGCGAUCAGAGAGCAAACAUAGAGCUGCUGCUUCCACAUAAAAAUGUAUCUUGUGCUUUUAAUCUGCUAUGAAGAAGACUGAUUUCAAACAUUCUGUGAAUGUGCUGUAGCAACAAAAUGAAUGAAAGCAUCAGUGGUUCAGAACAUUUCUGUUCAUCUGUCUCUGAAUUUCUGGCACUUUUAGUCUGAUUAUUGUGUAUUUUAGAGUUUUUACCCAACAGUUGUAGCAAUUUCUUUUACAUUGGUAAUUUUUCAUGUGUUUUUCAAAUUAAUAAAAAUAAUAAUUUGAACUACUUUCAA
This is a messenger RNA of Acanthochromis polyacanthus (spiny chromis), 1525 nucleotides long. RefSeq names its product pleckstrin 2 (gene plek2). The coding region runs from base 171 to 1247 and encodes 358 amino acids. Gene Ontology annotation, cellular component: plasma membrane. The transcript has 9 exons. The record is from RefSeq and is a predicted model, not a curated record. Gene Ontology annotation, biological process: actin cytoskeleton organization; intracellular signal transduction. NCBI's taxonomy places the organism in Eukaryota, Metazoa, Chordata, Actinopteri, Pomacentridae.